UGGAUGGGCCAACACUCUCCAAGUGUGCCUCUUGAAUGUAACAAAGGAUGACGUCUCAUUCUUGUAUGUACCCCUGGCCCCCCAUGAACUUCCAACAAAUGAGAACCGUCGCUACUAGUAUAUGGGGCCAAACGCCGAUCAACUUGCCUUGUAUCGGACGAGAACAGAGUUUGCAUCGUCGAGUUGGUGGCGCAUCAUCACACAAGGCCUUCCAUGAUUGCUCCUGUGUGGACAACAGAUGUAGUGGCUGGGCCGUAAGCAUCGUAUAAGACAGGGAUGUAAGGUCUGACAUACAUAUAAGGACAAUGAACUUGGACGCUCUGAGCAUCUCCAAUAGAGAUAUAAGCUUAUUCCCCUUUCUUUGCAAUCUGAGGGUGGGCACGUUACAUAUUCGGUGCUGUGCCUCUCUCUCCAUCUUCCCCCAUCUCACAUUGACUUCACUGUCUCGAUACCCUCGCCAUGUGUGGAUUAACGGCCUUCGUGACUGUGGGGGGAACACCUGGUUGUGCUCACUGUGCCAAUGAUUUCCUCGGCCUAGAGGAACAGCUCGAGGAAAGCUUAGACUUAGUCAAUCAUCGAGGUCCAGAUGCGCGUGGUCGUUGGUUCAGCCCGGACCACAGGGUUGGUCUGGGACAUGUCCGACUCUCCAUCAUCGACCUGAGUCCUGCAGGGAACCAGCCUUUCCACGACAGCGAGAACGCGAUUCAUGCUGUCGUCAAUGGCGAGCUCUAUGACCAUGAGCAGUAUCGAACGGAGCUGGCUCAUGAAUACAGCUUCAAAAGUAACAGCGAUUGUGAAAUCGUCAUCGCACUCUACCGACAUUACGGAAUCUCCUUUCUCAACAAAUUAAGAGGCGAGUUUGCUCUUGUCCUCUAUGACGCGAAUCGCAAGCUGUUCUUGACAGCCCGUGAUCGAUAUGGUGUCAAGUCACUGUACUAUACCAUGGUUGGCAAUCGGCUUUUAGUCGCUACGGAAAUGAAGUCUUUCCUGCCUUUUGGCUGGAAGCCACAAUGGGAUAUCACAUGUAUCAGGGAAGGAGCCUGGAUGAGCGGCUCGCGAAUGUUCUUCAAAGGGGUGCAUAGAUAUAUGGUCAGUCAGAACUUCAAGACACCUGAAGUGGGAAUGUACUGGGAUACCGAUUAUCCAGAUAAAAAAACAGUCUACCCGCAUUCCGAAGACGAAGUAAUAGAUAGAGUCAGGGAGCUUAUGCUCGACGCUGUCCGAAUCCGACUGCGUGCUGAUGUGGGCCUGGGGAUCUACCUGAGUGGAGGGCUAGACUCGUCCGCCAUAGCAGGUAUGGCCGUGAAGCUUGUCCAGGAAGGAACCAAGCUCGGAAACGACACAAGCGGUGAGCGUUCAAAAAUAGACUGCUUCACAGUCCAAUUUGAAAAGGAUAGUGGGUUCGACGAGUCAGAGAUCGCGCGACGAACAGCCGAGUGGUUAGGCGUGGGAUAUCACCCUAUAUACUUGGAUGAGGAGGCCAUUGCCGCCAGGCUCGAGGAUACAGUCUGGUAUAGUGAAACGCCGGCCGCCAAUGUCAAUGGAAUGGGGCGGCUGGCAGUAGCUGAGGCCGCUAGGGCUAUGGGAAAAAAGGUCAUCCUCACAGGCGAAGGCUCCGAUGAGCACUUCUCGGGCUACUCUGACUUGCUGCCAAAUUUCCUUCUGGAGCCGGAUCCUUCAUGGCCACAGUCCCUGGCUAAGCAGGCUGACAUUGCAGAAGCUUGGAAAGUCUUGGAGGAAAGAGAUCGAGUACUCACGGUGGGCAUGGACGAAGUGGCCGCUCCAACAAAGCGUAUGCUUAACAAUACCACGUUAAGCGCCCGACUAAGCACGAUAAUCAGUUUGCCAUACUCAUCCUGGACCGAUCAGUUUAUGCUGAGGCCCCCGUCCACAGCAUUUGCAGAGAACUUCGGUGUUCAGGUCCUCCACAAGAUGAUGGAGAAAUGGCAUCCUCUUCAUUCAACGCAGUAUCAAUGGAUGAAAACCGUUCUCGCGAACUAUAUCCUCCGCUAUAUCGGUGAUAAUAUUGACAUGGUCCACCAGAUUGAGACACGACCGCCAUUCCUUGACCAUUACGUUACGGAGUAUGCAAAUAAUAUCCCGCCAAGUCUCAAAAUCAGAUAUGAUCCUGAGAGUAAAACCUUUCGCGAAAAGCAUAUCCUGCGUGAAGCUAUGAAGCCAUUUGUUACGGAGGAAAUCUAUAACCGUACCAAGCACCCAUUUGUCGGACCAUUUACAUACCAAGAAGAUGGCCCCGUACACAACAGCUUAAAACGACUGUUGACAGAAGAAAAUGUCAACCAGCUGGGAUUUUUCGACAACGAUGCGGUGCAGCGCGAUUUCAUCAAGGCAUUUCGCGACAAGGAUGGCAUGUGCUUCCAGAGAGCAUUCACCGUGGCCCAAUACGUUGUCUUGGGACAACGAUUUGGGGUCAAGAAGGCCCAGGAUCCGGGAUGCAGCGAGACAUCGUCUGGGCCGCAUGUAUGAGCCAAUUAAGAAGAUAACAGGCAUUCCCAGAGUUACAUGUACGCCUAAUGAUUCCCCCUUUAUGGCAUCUGAUUCUAGUCUAGCAGUAGCUAAACGAUUGUGCAAUGCGAGGAAAGGGUUCAUGUGAGCAUCCGAAGGGAUAGCGUUCUCGUAAAACUGUCCGCGUCAUCCAUGACAAUAACGGUCUUACAGUAUCAUUGGGAAUCCCAACAGUUCUGUGACUUGUUUAAACAUCGAUAACCUGUAAGGGUUGAUCCCAUGACUUAUCGGUGGCGCAGGUUUGCAUCUGGUUGGCGCGUACUAUUGAAUACAGUACAUUGGAAGCCAAAUAUUGCGAUCCUCGGAUAUAGCUUAGUACUCACUGUAAUGGACAAUGCGCACAAGAUCCGAGGCCUAAGAUACAU
Aspergillus pseudonomiae is the source of this 2891-nucleotide messenger RNA. RefSeq names its product asparagine synthetase B family protein. The record is from RefSeq and is a predicted model, not a curated record. Gene Ontology annotation, cellular component: cytosol. The transcript is spliced from 6 exons. Bases 460 to 2487 code for a protein of 675 amino acids. Gene Ontology annotation, molecular function: asparagine synthase (glutamine-hydrolyzing) activity. NCBI's taxonomy places the organism in Eukaryota, Fungi, Ascomycota, Eurotiomycetes, Eurotiales, Aspergillaceae.